Molecule: messenger RNA, 675 nt
Organism: Teleopsis dalmanni
Lineage: Eukaryota; Metazoa; Arthropoda; Insecta; Diptera; Diopsidae
Product: acanthoscurrin-1-like
Exons: 1
Coding region: 24-377 (117 amino acids)
Source: RefSeq, a predicted model, not a curated record
GAGAGUCAGGUGGAGCUUCAACCAUGGGAGGCGGCGGCGGCAGUACAAUUGGCGGUGGCAGCGUGCUAGGCGGACACGGUACUCUAAUGAGCACGGCAGGUAUGAGCAAUAGUACAGUUGGCGGUAUGGGUGUUGGGGCUCCUCCUGGCAGCAUGUUACAUGGAACUAGCUUAGGGGGUGUAGGUACAGGUAAUGGUGGCGCAACACCAGGUAAUGUAUAUGGUGGCGGCGGCAAUGGUGGUGGCAAUGGCAAUGGACAUAAUACUGCUCCGGGUUCUGUUAUUGAUUCACGCGCUGUAGCAGUGGUAGUAACAUUACCCGGAGGGCCUGGCUCACAGCAUCCGGGCCAAGCACUAAGCGACUAUGGCCCAAUAUAGUUAAUGGUACGACCAGAUACAGCGCACUGGGUAUCAACAAGUAGUUUUAGUCAAUUGUAAACAAUUAAAACAAAAAAAAAUAAUUUAAAAUAUCUAUUUUAUGAAUUUACUAAAGCAAUUGACUUCUACGAAAUUUGACUGGAGCGCUACUUUUGUUAAAUUUUAUUUUUAAAAUAAAAUAAGACAAGCCGCCAUAUAUUAUAUUUUAUAGUUGUAGAAUGUUUUUAAAAAUAUUAAGAAAAUGAAACAUAUUCAUAAAUUCUAGUCCAAAAAAAAACAUUUAACUUCUUUUAUCAAU